AUGCCUUCCUUCGUCGAGCACUCGGUCACCACGGAGGUCCCUGGACCCAUGUCCAAGGCCAGCCAGAAGAAGCUUGACGCUGUCUUUGACGCUCGUGCCGUUCACUUCGUCGUCGACUACGAGAAGAGCCACGACAACUACAUCGUUGACGUUGAUGGAAACAAGUUCCUCGAUGUCUACUCCCAGAUCGCGUCCAUCCCGGUUGGCUACAACAACCCCACCCUCAUCGAGGCCGCCAAGUCGCCCGAGAUGAUCUCCGCCCUGGUCAACCGCCCGGCCAUCGGCAAUUUCCCCUCCGCCUACUGGCACGACAUCCUCCAGGACGGCCUGCUCAAGGUCGCCCCGGAGGGCAUGAACCACAUCUUCACCGCCCAGUCCGGCUCCGAGGCCAACGAGCUGGCCUACAAGGCCGCCUUCAUGCUCUACCGCCGCCGCGAGCGUGGCGAGGCCGAGUGGUCCCACGAGGAGAUCCACUCCUGCCUGCACAACACCUCCCCCGGCUCGCCCGAGCUGGCCAUCAUGAGCUUCAAGAACUCCUUCCACGGCCGUGGCUUCGGUAGUCUGUCCACCACCCGCUCCAAGGCCGUUCACAAGCUGGAUAUUCCUUCUUUCAACUGGCCCCAGGCCUCGUUCCCUGCCCUCAAGUACCCCCUUGAGAAGUAUGCCGCCGAGAACGAUGCCGAGGAGAAGCGCUGCUUGAAGGAGGUUGAGGAGCUUAUUAAGAGCUGGCACUGCCCCGUUGCCGCCAUCAUCGUCGAGCCUAUUCAGAGCGAGGGCGGUGACAACCAUGCCUCGCCCGCUUUCUUCCAGGGCCUGCGUGACAUCACCAAGAACAACGACGUUGUCCUGAUUGUCGACGAGGUCCAGACUGGCUUCGGCGCCACUGGCAAGUUCUGGGGCCACGCCCACUGGAACCUCACCUCCCCUCCCGACAUCGUCACCUUCUCCAAGAAGGCCCAGACGGCCGGCUACUACUUUGGCGACCGCAUGCUGGUCCCCGACAAGGCCUACCGCCAGUUCAACACCUGGAUCGGCGACCCGGCCCGCGUCAUCGUCAGCAAGGCCGUCGUCGACGAGAUCAGCAAGCGCAACCUGGUCGAGCAGACCGCGCGCGUCGGCGCCGCGCUCUACGCCGAGAUGGAGAAGCUCGCCCAGAAGUUCCCCGACCAUGUCCAGAACCUGCGCGGCAAGGGCCAGGGCCACUACAUCGCCUUCGACACCCAGAGUGCGGCGGCUGUCACCGGCUCCAUGAAGCGCCUUGGCGUUAACAUUGGUGCCUGCGGCAAGGAGACCAUCCGUCUCCGCCCCAUGUUGAUCUUUGAGGAGGCUCACAUUCCUCUCCUGAUUUCUGCAUUCGAGAAGACCUUCUCAUCUCUGUAA
This is a messenger RNA of Colletotrichum chrysophilum, 1380 nucleotides long. RefSeq lists its product as uncharacterized. Gene Ontology annotation, cellular component: mitochondrion. Gene Ontology annotation, biological process: GABA catabolic process. Bases 1 to 1380 code for a protein of 459 amino acids. The transcript has 5 exons. Gene Ontology annotation, molecular function: pyridoxal phosphate binding. The record is from RefSeq and is a predicted model, not a curated record. Lineage: Eukaryota; Fungi; Ascomycota; Sordariomycetes; Glomerellales; Glomerellaceae.